Molecule: messenger RNA, 1509 nt
Organism: Pestalotiopsis fici W106-1
Lineage: Eukaryota; Fungi; Ascomycota; Sordariomycetes; Amphisphaeriales; Sporocadaceae
Product: 4-aminobutyrate aminotransferase
Exons: 2
Coding region: 1-1509 (502 amino acids)
Biological process (GO): GABA catabolic process
Cellular component (GO): mitochondrion
Molecular function (GO): pyridoxal phosphate binding
Source: RefSeq, a predicted model, not a curated record
AUGGCGUCUCUUCGUGCUGCCGGUAUGCGGCCAAUUCUGGCUGCCAGCAAGCGAAUUGCUGCUCCUUCAACUCUCAGACAGACCCUCGCAGUAUCCUCCAGCAGAAUGGUCUCGUCCUACUACCAGGGCGAAGCUCAGGGCCCCGUGGUCAAGACUGACAUUCCGGGCCCCAAGUCUCAGGAGGCUAUCACCAAGCUGGACACGGUCUUUGAUACCCGCAGCUUGAACAUGCUCGCCGACUACACCAAGAGUUUCGGAAACUACAUUGUCGACCCCGAUGGCAACACGCUCCUUGAUGUCUACGCCCAGAUUGCCUCGAUUCCGGUCGGUUACAACAACCCAGCUCUCGUCAAGGCUGCCCAGAGCCCCGAAAUGGUCAACUCCAUCAUCAACCGUCCCGCCCUGGGCAACUUCCCCUCGCACGACUGGGCGUCCGUCCUCGAGACCGGUAUCCUCAAGGUUGCCCCCAAGGGUCUGAACCAGGUCUUCACCGCCAUGGCCGGUUCCGAUGCCAACGAGACUGCAUACAAGGCCGCUUUCAUGUGGAGGCGGCAAAAGGAGCGAGGUGGUCCUGCCGUCGAGUUUACUGAGGAGGAGAUGGAAUCGGCCAUGAACAACCAGUCCCCUGGUGCCUCUCAGCUCUCCAUCCUGUCCUUCAAGACUGGUUUCCACGGUCGUCUGUUUGGAUCCCUCUCCACCACCCGCUCCAAGCCCAUUCACAAGCUCGACAUUCCCGCCUUCGACUGGCCUCAGGCCACUUUCCCUCAGCUCAAGUACCCCCUUGAGGAGCACGUCGAGGAGAACGCCAAGGCCGAGGCCGACGCCCUUGCAGAGGUUGAGCACCUGAUCAAGAACUGGCACUUGCCCCCGGCCGCCGUUAUUGUCGAGCCUAUCCAGUCCGAGGGUGGUGACAACCACGCCUCCCCCGCCUUCUUCCGCGGCCUGCGCGAGGUUACCCAGAAGCACGGCGUUCUCAUGAUUGUCGAUGAGGUCCAGACUGGUGUCGGUGCCACUGGCAAGUUCUGGGCUCACGACCACUGGGACCUCCCUACGCCUCCCGAUAUGGUCACCUUCUCCAAGAAGGCCCAGACUGCCGGUUACUACUUUGGCAACCCCGAGCUCCGCCCCAACAAGCCCUACCGCCAGUUCAACACCUGGAUGGGUGACCCGGCCCGUGCCAUCCUCUUCCGCGCCAUCAUUGAAGAGAUUGAGCGACACAACCUCGUCGAAAACACCGCCAAGGUCGGAGACUACCUCUUUGGCAAGAUUGAGGAGCUUGCAAAGAAGUACCCGCAAGACUUCCAAAACCUCCGUGGCAAGGGCCAGGGUACCUUUAUCGCCUUUGACAACCCCAAGCGCGACCAGUUCCUCGCAAAGGCCAAGAAGUUUGGUGUCAACAUUGGUGGCAGCGGUGCUCAUGCCGUCCGUCUCCGACCCAUGCUCAUCUUUGAGAAGUCGCACGCCGAUAUCCUUCUCGAGGCCAUGGAGAAGAUUGUCACUAGCUGGUAA